Molecule: messenger RNA, 484 nt
Organism: Nanorana parkeri
Lineage: Eukaryota; Metazoa; Chordata; Amphibia; Anura; Dicroglossidae
Product: fucolectin-like
Exons: 3
Source: RefSeq, a predicted model, not a curated record
AUGGAGCCCCUGGAUAGCAUUGCACAGUUGGUGGUAGAGAUUGUACAAUGGGAUUGUAAUGUGUGUGCCGCCAAUAUCGCCAGAAGCGGGGAAGCCACGCAGAGUUCUACUCUCAUGUAUCACGAUAUAAGUAGUGUUGCUAGCAAUGCCAUUGAUGGCGGGAAAGAUCAGGACUGGGGUCAUAAUUCCUGUAGCCACACAAAUGGUGAAUGGGAAUCCUGGUGGAGACUGGACCUGCAGCAGAAACACAAAGUGAACAUGGUUGUGGUCUAUGGCAGAUCGGACAGCCUUUUGGAACGGAUGAAGGGUCUCGAGGUCCGCGUUGGAGAUUCUCCAAACAUUCACAACCCAGUGUGCGGUAAGAUCACCAACUAUACUAAUCCAACCACAACUUUCCACUGUAAUGGGAUGGAGGGUCGCUACAUCAGCGCGGUGAUCCCGGGGCGCAGUGAAUACUUGACCCUAUGCGAGGUGGAAGUCUACG